UUUAAUGGAGGAAAAAGUGUGGAAAAGGCCAAGGAUCCGAACUGGCGUAUUUCCUAGUCUUCGCGUCCCUUUCCGCCCUCUGGCUGGCGGUUCUGUUAGGGUGUAUUUCCCUUAUUUCAACUCUGCAACAGCCUCUUUAAACUGUUUAAAUGAGAAUGUCCUUGGCCCAGAGAGUACUACUCACCUGGCUUUUCACAUUACUCUUCUUGAUCAUGUUGGUGUUGAAACUGGAUGAGAAAGCACCUUGGAACUGGUUCCUCAUAUUUAUUCCAGUCUGGAUAUUUGACACUAUCCUUCUUGUCAUGCUGAUUGUGAAAAUGGCUGGGCGGUGUAAGUCUGGUUUUGACCCUCGACAUGGAUCACACAAUAUUAAAAAAAAGGCCUGGUACCUCAUUGCAAUGUUACUCAAAUUAGCCUUCUGCCUUGCACUCUGUGCUAAACUGGAACAGUUUGCUACCAUGAAUCUAUCCUAUGUCUUCAUUCCUUUGUGGGCCUUACUGGCUGGGGCUUUGACAGAACUUGGAUAUAAUGUAUUUUUUGUGAGAGACUGACUUCUAAAUACAUCAUAUCAUAUUUAUUGGCACUCAACAACAAAUGUUCUGAAUCUUUACAAGCUUCAAGAAUACCAGAGGACUGAGGGGGUGAGGAAAUUACCAAAUGUAGUUUUAUACUGCUUCCAUAAAAUAGGCGUGGCUUAUAAACCAUGGACUUAUCAUUCACCAGAACUGAAUUAUUACACUUAGUUAUUCCAUAUUUGAGUAUUUGCUCUUAACUCUCUACAUGUAAAUAAAGUUUGCUUUGAAC
Elephantulus edwardii (Cape elephant shrew) is the source of this 804-nucleotide messenger RNA. It is a transcript of the gene TMEM60, whose product is annotated as transmembrane protein 60. NCBI's taxonomy places the organism in Eukaryota, Metazoa, Chordata, Mammalia, Macroscelidea, Macroscelididae. Bases 150 to 551 code for a protein of 133 amino acids. The transcript has 2 exons. The record is from RefSeq and is a predicted model, not a curated record.